ACCUCGACCAGUGUAGUGUUGUCUGUCAAGUUGUUCGUACUUUACCGAAACUCAGUUGAAAAUGAUGUGCAAAAUUGCAGCCUUUGCCGUACUAGCCCUCUGCUUCAGCCAAGGCUCGGCACUGAAAUGUCACUCGUGUACCUCCGUCACAGACCCCAAGUGCGGUGACCCGAUAGACAGCAGUCUGCCCCUGACAGAGUGUACACCAGAUGUGCUGAAGGAGGCUGGCAACUUGUUGAAGGGCGCUGCCGACGCUGUGUCUGGCCUCUUUGGCAAGGUGGGCAUCGACACAAACUUUCAAGUGCCGGACGCCAACGCUGCCUUUGCCUGCGCCAAGGCUGUCAAGCAGGACGGUGACAAGAGGGUGGUUGUCAGAAGCUGCAGUAUCCCAAAAAACGAGAAGUUUGACAUGUGCACCCAGAUGAAGGCUACUGGAUCUCUCGUGACGUUCUGUGAGACUUGCGACUCCGACGGCUGCAACGGAGCGUCAGGUCUCGCCUCCUCCUCACUUCUGAUGGCACUACUGGUAGCCCUGGUGGCCUAUCUUACCAAGCAGUAGACACCACAGAGGCCAACUUACAAAAAUCAGCUGAUCGAAAUUAGGUUUACCUUUAAGCAUAAGGUGAAUCACUGUAGAUACUGAAAUGGAUCUUUAUGUGUGAAAAACAGGGUUGCCACCCAUCCCAAUUCUGUCAAAAAAAGUCCUUUUUUCAGUACUUUAUGCCCAUGUUUGUGUCUAUGUUUAUUGGAGGUGGAAGAGGGGGGAGUGUUCCGAAUUUUCCAACCAAAGAGUGGCGACCGUGGUGUGAAAUGUGAAGAACAUGAUUUUUCUGGUAGUGGUCAAGGAGUUUUAUUUUUUGUGCAAAUACAUUGUAGUUUGAAUUUGAAAAUGUAGGUCUAUCCACAGAGAAGUAAAGCCGGGUUUUCCUAGGAGCGGAAGUGGAGAGCAGAGAGAGGAACGCGGAGAGCGGACUCCACUUGUCUUAGGUAAUUUAAUGUUGCUGUUUUCCUAGAAGCGGAGCGGAAGACCAUGUUAAAUCUCUUUUUCACUCUCCGCGUUCCUCUCAUUGCUCUCUGCUUCCGCGUCUAGGAAAACCAAGCUUAACGUACGGAGGAAACAUUCAAUGGUCAUCCCAUAAGCAAGUUUCCUCUGUACCUCACUUCUCUGUGGUCUACCGAAAAACCAAAAUAAAACUUAUUUUAGGCCUCUCUUGUUCCUUAAAAAACAACACAACUAUUUUGCUGAGAGCAAACUUCAAGAAAACCAGGGGUGCCCAUCCCCC
This is a messenger RNA of Macrosteles quadrilineatus (aster leafhopper), 1283 nucleotides long. RefSeq lists its product as uncharacterized. The record is from RefSeq and is a predicted model, not a curated record. The transcript is spliced from 3 exons. The coding region runs from base 62 to 559 and encodes 165 amino acids. Lineage: Eukaryota; Metazoa; Arthropoda; Insecta; Hemiptera; Cicadellidae. Gene Ontology annotation, biological process: sleep; positive regulation of voltage-gated potassium channel activity; regulation of synaptic transmission, cholinergic.